CUGGGCUGAGUCUACCCGGGGGGAAAGGCUGAGCAUCAAAUGGAAACUCCUUUCGAGAACAGAUCCGUUCCCAGUUCGGUAGACGCUCCGUGCCGCUCGGAGAGCACUUUCCUGGGAGCCGUUUCGGUUCGCCGGCGCAGAGCUGACUGCCCGGCUUGACCCUGGAAUGGUUCCGGCGCCUGAGACCAAAGCGACUUUGGUGGGCGGCCGGGUUGGUCGGAAGCGUCACCUUUGAGAGCAACGAAGCUUUGGCCAAGAACCCAUGCUGAAUCUGCCUCAAUGACAACAGCAACCUCCAGGAAAGCAGAUCCUUCAGGAUGGCUCGCACAGUUUCUGCCUUUGGAGUUCUGCUACUUUUGCUUGGACUCUUGCUUCCCACAGCAGAGGGGGGCAAGAGGAACCGUGGGUCACAAGGAGCCAUCCCUCCUCCAGACAAAGACCAGCCCAAUGAUUCAGAACAGAUACAGAAGAAGCCAGGCUCCAGACCCCGAGGCAGGGACCGAGUCAAAACACCAUCUGCUGAAGAAGUGCUGGAGUCCAGCCAAGAGGCACUGCACGUCACAGAGCGCAGGUACCUGAAACGGGACUGGUGCAAAACCCAACCACUCAAGCAAACCAUCCAUGAGGAAGGCUGCAACAGCCAGACCAUCAUCAAUAGAUUCUGUUAUGGCCAGUGCAAUUCCUUCUACAUCCCAAGGCAUAUCCGCAAAGAGGAAGGCUCUUUCCAGUCCUGUUCCUUUUGCAAACCAAAGAAAUUCACUACCAUGUCAGUGACACUGAACUGCCCAGAACUCCAACCCCCCAGCAGGAAGAAGAGGAUCACACGAGUGAAAGAAUGCCGCUGCAUAUCCAUAGACUUGGAUUAAGAGGUGCCAUGUCCCCUCUUGAAGAGUAAGUGCCUGUUAGAGUGCCAAGUGGGGACACAAACCAAACCAAUGUAUGUUACCUGUGUGCAAUUAUGACCUUUUACAUCCUAUGAAAGCAUGCUCUGGAAUGACACAUCUACUUAUGCCUGUAACCCUGUUCCUAGGUUCAGUAUCUCACUAAUUCACUCUUAUGUCAGGAUUCUUGUUUUUGUGGCUUUGGUUGGUUGGUUGUUUUCUACCAGAAUGUAUGGCAUUGAUAAUUUGAAUUGCCUGUUGAAAGUGAGGGCAUUAAUGUGUUCUAGAUAUUGAAAACAUAUUCCAAAGAAAAUGUUAAAGGAUGUACUCAUAUACAGUUUACAGAAACUGCAGAUUAUACUGAAUUACAUUAUAAUGAAAAAUGGUGUCAUUAGAAUUUGUAAAUAGGAAGGGUGGUUGGAAAAUGCUCUGGAGGGGGUAAAAGAAAGAAGAAUAUUAAAAACUAAUAUCUAAGAGGAAAUGUGAGAGACUGGAAAGACAGAGGAAAAUGAAGAGAAUAAUACAAUAAAUGGGAAGCACUAUGCAUCAUCACUUUAUUGAUGCUUGUGAAUGUAUUUAAUAUAAUUGACUACAAUCUUGCUAUAUUCUGUGAAACUAACUGUAAUAAUUUGGCAUUUUGCUUUUAUUGUGGCUACACAUAUGCUUCAAUGCUUGUCUACAGUUCUGCAUGUCUAUAUGUGUGCAUACACUGUCUCAAAGUACAUACACCGGCUCAAAGUAAUUCAGCAAACAAUGAGGAAACAGGAAAAAAAUUAAAACAAAUGUUAUAGGAUUUCUAAUGCUGUAAUUUUGUGAAGGGAAAGUGUACACAAUUAAUGAACAAGAAGAUAAUGUCAGCACUGCCACAGGCAUGCAGUUUGGAGGGGACAAAAAAGAGAAAAACACAAAUUUGCCAAGAUAAAUCCAUAGAAUGGUGGACUAAAAAUAACUUACCGUAGACUAGAAUUUGGAAUAAGGUACGGUGAUAGUAUGUAAAGAGUCCGCUACUGCCCAAACAUGACCAAAUAGAGUGGCAUCUUUGCAUGCAGGGAUUUUGAUGAAUGCCCCUUGUUGAAGUCAAGCUCAUGGAAAUUCUUAGGAGACCUCAGUGGUGUCCAUGAAAAAAUGCUGAGAAGAGGACAUCUACCUGAACUAUAAUGCUUCCUUAACUUUCUUUUUCAUACUCUUUAAAGCGAUCUGCUUGCUCCCAUCCGUUCACUUGUUUCAUUCAGAAAAUGUAAUAUGCUUGAAGUGUGCUGGGACCCUGUCAGGAAAGAUGGGCACUAACUUCUUCCUCCUCAGCAAUGCAUUUUACUUGAGCCUUUUGUUAUAAUGAGGUAAUUUACAAUUGAUUACUUUUAUUUCAUGUACAGGACCCUCACAGAUUAAUUCCUGUCAUAGUCUGGAGUUUAGGAUGUCCUGCCUGGGUCUCCCCUGCUCCUGUUUCUCACUGACCAAAGCAGUCAUCUCUCCUCCUGUGUUCUCUGGAGCAGGAAACCACAACUACAUCCCAUUUACUUAGCAAGCCAACAGUCAUAUAACCACCAACUGCAUGGUAAUUUGGCAGGCCCAAGGUGCCAUUCUGCUUCCUAUGUGGGUCAAGUCUACAAACAAUCCAUACAGUCAUGUGCGAUACUUCUAAGCGGCAAUCCCUGAAUCAGUGGUAGACCAGCUCUACCCUGGGACCCAUGUGAGGAAAGGGAAGGAGAGUACAGGCAUGCUACUUAUUUAUAUGUCCUUUGAAAAUUCUCUUUUGUUAGAACACAGAAAGUGCCAAAAAUAUGUCUGGCAUCGUAUCAAUGUUGAGGCCAUUCCUGUUUAGCAGCCACACACAUCAAAGAGAAAUAACAGUCUCACAGUUACUGUUCUUUCUAUAGUGUGGCUCCAGUCCUGUGCUAGUCGUGCCCAACAUUUAGGGUCUAGGAUGGUAAUACAUAUGUCUUAACUAAAUGGUUUCAGACUUCAUUUCUUUGCAGGUUAUUUUUUGAAACCUGAUUUCUGAGUUACAGGAGAUAAUUUCCACUGUGUGGAAUGUGAAUAGUUAAGCCAAAAGAUAUUUAAUGGUAUUUCCAUUUGCAUAUUAUCAGAGGGAUUUCCUCUAACUUCCCCCCCCCCCAGAAUUAGGCUAAAAACUCCCCUCUCUUUGAGCUGUUGAGAGGUUUAUGCUAGUUCUUGCUUCUCUUCCUCUAUUUGGUACACAGCACACAAAGCAAUACACACCUCAGGCUUUUUAAAAUUUAACUUUUCAUACCGGAUAAUACUUUUGAAGCAAGACUUGUACAUACAAGGGGGGAACAUUGGUUAUCUAUGCAAAAUAAUCAAAGAAUGCCCUCAGACAAAAAAAAUUGCAGGUUUUUAAAAUAGAGGCCUUUUUGAAUGGGUUUGUUAAGAGAAAAAAGCCCUCUGACUUACAAAUAAUUUGUUUUAAGCCUAUGUAUUUAAAUGCCUGACCUUUUCUUUAAGAAACCACUUCAAACCCAUUAUGUGUUUUUGUAGAGA
Messenger RNA from Gekko japonicus, 3380 nucleotides. RefSeq names its product gremlin 1, DAN family BMP antagonist (gene GREM1). Gene Ontology annotation, molecular function: BMP binding; receptor ligand activity. The transcript is spliced from 3 exons. The record is from RefSeq and is a predicted model, not a curated record. The coding region runs from base 318 to 866 and encodes 182 amino acids. NCBI's taxonomy places the organism in Eukaryota, Metazoa, Chordata, Lepidosauria, Squamata, Gekkonidae. Gene Ontology annotation, biological process: animal organ morphogenesis.